AUGGUGUUUAAUUGGUGGCUUCUUCUGUUGCUGUUACAAGUACUAUGUGGGGUGACAGGCAACAUAGUCAAGCUCAACAAUGGUGGGUUUGAAGACAUUGUCAUUGCAAUCAAUCCUGGGGUACCUGAAGACAACAAAAUUGUUGACAAUAUACAGGAUAUGAUUAAAGAGGCAUCUACUUAUCUCUUCAAUGCUACAAAGCAAAGAUUUUAUUUCAAGACUGCAAAAGUUAUAAUUCCUUUAACAUGGACACAGAAAGAUGUAUAUAAGAGAGUAACUACAGAAACCUAUGAUAAGGCCGAUAUCAUAGUAGCAGAUCCUUUCCUGAAAUAUGGUGAUGAUCCCUACACCUUGCAGUACGGUGGAUGUGGGGAACGGGGGCGAUACAUUCAUUUCACACCUAACUUCCUGACAAAUGAUGGUUUGCAUGAUGUUUAUGGAUCACGAGGCAGAGUUUUUGUCCAUGAGUGGGCUCAUCUCAGAUGGGGUGUCUUUGAUGAAUAUAACAACAAUGCACCUUUCUAUAAUACUGGGCCACUUAAGGCUGAAGCAACAAGAUGCUCAGCUGGUGUUACUGGUCAAUAUAUAUUCCCACUUAGCCCAGGAAAAAACAGAAAAUGCAAAGUUGAACGCCGAACGCAGCUGUAUGAACCCGGGUGCCAAUUUAUUCCAGACAAACAGCAAACUACUCCAGCAUCUAUAAUGUACAUGCAAAGUCUCUCUUCUGUUACUCAGUUCUGUGAUGAAAGUAACCAUAAUAUUAAAGCAACAAAUAUGCAGAAUAAGCUGUGCAAUUACAGGAGCACAUGGGAAGUAAUUAUGAACUCCACUGACUUUGUCAGUUCACCUCCAAUAAAUGUUCCUCCGCCCAACCCCACCAUCUCCUUGCUGCAAACACAGGACAGAGCUCUGUGUCUGGUUCUUGAUGUUUCUGGAAGUAUGGGUUCGAAUGAUCGCAUUGGUCGACUGAAGCAAGCUGCAGAAAUAUUCCUCCUACAGAUUAUUGAAAUGGGCUCCUGGGUUGGAAUUGUCACAUUCAAUAGUGCAGCAAAAGUUCAGACUUAUUUGCAAGAAAUCACCAGUGACAGUGAGCGCCAAACACUUGCAGCCUAUCUGCCUACCACAGCUAGUGGAGGAACUAGCAUAUGUUCUGGAGUGCGGACAGGAUUUCAGGUGUUUAAACAAAAAUAUCAAAGUACCGAAGGCUGUGAAAUUGUGCUCUUGACAGAUGGAGAAGAUGCAGGCAUUGGCUCUUGCUUUAAAGAAGUUGAAAGUAGCGGGUCUAUCAUUCACACUAUUGCUUUGGGACCAAGUGCUGCAAAAGAACUAGAAGCGUUGGCUGACAUGACAGGAGGUUUGAAAUUUUCUGCCACUGACAAUUUGGAUUCCAACAGUCUCAUAAAUGCUUUCACUGGAAUUGCUUCGGGAAGUGGAGAUUUCAGUCAACAAUCUAUUCAGCUUGAAAGUCAAGGACAAAGCAUUGGUUCCCUGAUGGCGCUGAAUGGUAUUGUAUCUAUUGAUAAAACAGUGGGAAACGACACUUUCUUCGUAGUUUCAUGGAGUGAGGCCAUAUAUCCUCCAAUGAUUAUUCUGACAGAUCCCAAAGGAAAAAACUAUGCUACACAAGACUUUGUAAUUGAUAGCACCAACCACAGAACAGCACGACUCAACAUUGCUGGAACUGCAAAGACAGGAGACUGGGUUUACACAAUAAAGAAUACCCAUUCAGCAGCUCAAGUCCUAUCCAUAGUAGUCACCACUCGAGCAGCAUCUGCAUCUGUGCCUCCAGUGACUGUGAAGCCCUAUAUGAAUAGGGAUACCAAUAGCUAUCCUAAUCCAAUGGUUAUUUAUGCAGAAGUCAGCCAAAGAUUCUUGCCUGUUGUUGGUGUAAAUGUCACAGCCACAGUUGAACCACAGACUGGAACACCUGUAGAGCUAGAGCUUUAUGACAAUGGUUCAGGUGCUGAUAUUAUCAAGAAUGACGGAAUCUACUCCAGGUAUUUCACAUCAUUCAAAGUAAAUGGCAGAUACAACAUCAAAGUGCAGGUCCAAGGGAAAGACAAGACUGUCCGACGGGUCCGUAGGCAGAAUCAAGCUCUCUAUGUACCAGGUUAUGUAGAAAAUGGCGUAAUAAAAAUGAACGCACCAAGACCUGAAGUCAGUGAGGAUGAAAUCCAAGCAGACCUAGGGAAUUUCAGCAGAGUAGCAUCAGGUGGUUCUUUUGUAGUAGCAGGCGUUCCUCCUGCAGGUAGUCCCUCAGAUGUCUUUCCACCUUGUAGAAUCACUGACCUUGAGGUAGAGCUAGCGGAUGAUGAUGAUGAAUUCCUUUUGUCAUGGACAGCUCCUGGAAAUGACUAUGAUACAGGAAAAGCUGAAAGAUAUGAAAUAAAAAUGAGUGAAAAUCCCUUGGAAUUAAGAGACGCAACUUUUCACACUGCCACUUCUGUGAAUACUACUGAUUUGACAACUGAAGUUGCUGGGGUCAAACAAUCCUUUCGGUAUAAGCCAGAAAACUUUGCAAAAGAAAAUGGCACCUCAAUCUACUUUGCGAUUCGUGCCAUUGAUGACAGCAACAAUGUUGGCGAAGCAUCUAAUAUAGCAAGAGCAGUUGUGCUUCUUUCUGCACUGCCAAGUACUCCCUCUAGUCCUUCUACUACUCACACUACUUCCUCAACUCACACAACUCGUCCUUCUACUACUCACACUACUUCCUCUAAUGCAAAAACCAGUGUGUUAAAUACUAUUACUAUAAUUACGAUCAUUGUAUUUGUUUCUGUAAUUUGUUUCUGUAAUUUGUUUCUGUAAUUAUUAUUUGUGCAAUUGUUAGUAUAACAAUUUGUGUUUUACGUAAGCGAAGAAACAGAAGUCCUGAGACUGGAAUGUAAUGCUGCUGCUGCUGCUGCUGCCGCUACCUUAACUUUAAACAACAAAUUAUUAAUUUUUUCAGGAAAAAUUCACAGUACAUCUAACUGCAUUGAUACAAAUACAAAGAAAAUAAAUGAAAAGUACAGAAUACUUCUGUGAUAUGAACAUAUCAUUACCAGGGCUGGCACCAAAGGGCGGCCAGGUCGGGCCCUGGCUGAGGGCGGUUUACAGGGGCCUGUGAAAGGCCCCUCAGUAGAGUCCCAAGGCUACCAGUCACAAAAUAGCUGCCGUGGGGGUGUGGCAUUGCAUUCUGUGAAAUGCAAAUUGUAAUACGUUAAAAUACAAUAUAGACAAUAA
Messenger RNA from Rhineura floridana, 3222 nucleotides. Its product is annotated as calcium-activated chloride channel regulator 1-like. Gene Ontology annotation, molecular function: intracellularly calcium-gated chloride channel activity. The record is from RefSeq and is a predicted model, not a curated record. The coding region runs from base 1 to 2805 and encodes 934 amino acids. NCBI's taxonomy places the organism in Eukaryota, Metazoa, Chordata, Lepidosauria, Squamata, Rhineuridae. Gene Ontology annotation, biological process: chloride transport. The transcript has 14 exons.